Molecule: messenger RNA, 1803 nt
Organism: Folsomia candida
Lineage: Eukaryota; Metazoa; Arthropoda; Collembola; Entomobryomorpha; Isotomidae
Product: pancreatic lipase-related protein 2-like
Exons: 2
Coding region: 169-756 (195 amino acids)
Molecular function (GO): lipase activity
Source: RefSeq, a predicted model, not a curated record
UCUUCCUCUUGCUAACCUAACUUAUUAAAAAACUUGUUGUAUUUGUGUAGACACGUUAACUCUUUAUGUUCAGCCAGUAUUAAUUACUAAGGCACAUUUUAAACUUAUUGCAACUUAUUCUGAAUUGCAAAUUAAACAACAUUUACUAGCAAAUUGGAAUUUUCAUAAAUGUGCAGCAAGAAAACGCUCAAAAUCCUUCUUCUUGUCCUUAUCGUGGCAACUGUUGCCAUAUUUGUGUCCUGUUUGGAAUGGGAUACAUCAAGCCAAGAACCACCUUCAAGACCUUUUGAGCCUACCCGUUUCCACUACUUUUUAUGUGACCAGCCAAACCUGGACUUAACCAGAGAACAAGUUCUUAAUAAAUCAGGAAAGCAAUUGACCACAGCGUACUUUUACAUCAUGAAUGUAAAUACUAUAGUAUUUACAUUCAUGUUUUACAUACACGGAUUUGACAGUGAAAGUCUAGAGAAAGCAGAGUCUUACAAAGUGAAGGAUGCAAUUUUUAAAGCACACCAGAACACUGACCUCGUCGUGGUCGUCGAUUGGUCCAAGGAGAGCAGCCGAGGUCAGUUUCAAUACCCAAUUGUUGUCAAAUACACCGUUCCUGCCGUAGCCCUCAACGUGAGCUUGGAAAUACUCUGGAUUUCUUCUAAUCUUGGAAUACCUCCGAAUCAAAUUAAAAUGGCGGGCCACAGCCUCGGCGCACACGUGAUGGGCAUUGCAGGAGAAAGAACUGUUACAAAAAGAUGGAAGUAAUAACUCUCUCAUCGCCAAUAUGACCGGUCUGGAUCCUGCUGGACCCUUAUUUGACGAAGUUCCCGACCUCGGCGACAGUCGCCUCUCUUCUGGUGACGCCACAUUCGUCACGUGCAUCUACACGGACGACACAUUGGGCACAAUCGAGCGGAACUGUGAUCUCAAUCUUUUCCCCAGAACACCAUCUAGCGCUAAUUGUAGCGUGAUGGACUUUCUCUGUCGCCAUAGUAUUGUAAAAAGUUGGUUUAUUCUGCGCAUGAUGGGAAGCGUUACUUUGUCUCAACGAGAGCCUCCAAUGAGUCAGUUAGACUCGGAAAUACGAGGCAUCCUUGAAACAUCGCUACGAAAGGCGGUCAUAAUUUUAAUGUAUUCAAAAUUCGCGUUGGCAUCGUUUAUAGUGUUGUACGUAAUUUUUGCUUGUAUUGUUCCCCUACUCUUGUUGGACUUGAAAAUUAGCUGGUUUUUGUUAUUGAAUAUUGUUAUAUUGGACGCUAUCCCAGUGGGGUAUUAUUUUGGCAUGGUUCGGUUUGUGCCAUGGAUGCUUUCGAACUUUUUACAGUUGGGUUUGGUCGUAAUGUACUUGAUUUUUAGGGGGAUUGGGUAUUGUUGUAAAAAAUCUGACUACAACGUAGGUCUUAUGUACAAACUACGGGAUUAUAAUGGAUACCAAGAGCUGUGAAGAGCCUUAAGUAAUGAGAUGAUUAGUAGAAUUAGUGUUUAGAAAAAUCACCAUUAGAUUUAAUCUUGUCUCUUAUGAUCUCUUCAAAAUUUGUGAUCCAUGACUUGGAAUUCUGUGAAUGUAAGUGUUACCGUGUGUUAGCUUUAAUGCAAAGAAAAUUAUAAAUAACAUUUAAUUCAUUGACAAAUCUUCUGAUUUUUAUCAAGUACUCAUGUAAACUAAUGUAAAGUCUUGUUUAAGUCGUUAUCGAAAUUUAUAAUGCUCCAUGCAGAAUUGCAUUCAUCAACUUUUAUGAAUUUUUUUAAACUAAAAUAAAAGACUUAACUAAUGUAAUAUUAACUAUACUUAAUUAAUAAAAUUAAAUGAAC